Porites evermanni is the source of this 941-nucleotide messenger RNA. Lineage: Eukaryota; Metazoa; Cnidaria; Anthozoa; Scleractinia; Poritidae. The record is from the annotation of a GenBank genome assembly.
AUGUCGACUUUGCAGCAAGUAGCUCUUUUAAUGUUCCUGAUCUUCUUACCAAUGGGUAGGGGUGUAUUUUGUAACUUGCUCCUCUUUAAUAUUUCCUCAGUACAUUGCAUAAGUUAUAUAUCCCCCAGCAAUUUCGUUCUCGUGCUACUUACAGUGGCGGACCUCGUGAAACUAAAACCAGAAUUUGUAAAUUUUCUCUGCUCUUUCAUAUUACGUCAGCUUUUGUAAGUAUUCUUUUCGGUUGAGGACUCUCUGCAUCCAAUUCUAUCAACGCGAUUCAGUUGAGUCGCAUGACGCAACCGCAAAAAAAGAUAAUGGUAUCCUCGUUGACUCAGCAAUUCUUGGAUUGUUUUACUUUUUGUUUUGUUUUUGGUUUAAUUAAAAAGGUUUGCCAGGUUUGCAAAGGUUUUUCUCGUGAAUUAUCUUAAGAACUUGGUGAAGAGCUCAACACAGCAAUUCUUAAAUUGAUUUCAGUUAGUUAGAGCUAGAACUAUGGCUCCAAACAUUGUAGCAGAAUUGUUGGCCUUAUUGACCUAACUCUAGAUCUUCUUUAAUUGAAUUUCGCUGCAGUGAUUUCCCGAGAAUGCUAUGAGUGUCGCAGUUCGUUCUCUUUCCAAGCUUGUGACGCCAGUCGAAGGAGAGUAAGGUGUUUGAGCUCCCAGCAUUGCAUCACAGCAAGCGCCAAAAGAACAUCUGGCAUCAAAGAUGAGGGAUACGUUAAAGGCUGCGCUGCGACCUGCUCAGCAUCAGACAUUCCAAUAUGCAACAAUCCUAACUACAAAUGUGAAGUUAAAUGUUGUUCUUCUGACUACUGCAAUGGAGGGGGAGCCGGAGGAAGAGCCCCAGGGGGAGCCUCGGGGGGAGUCUCGAGUCCCAUGGUCAACAGGAUUCUUCUAAUUGCCACCUUCACUGCCAGCGUUAUGUAUUUGUUCAGCUGUUAA